Molecule: messenger RNA, 3949 nt
Organism: Bursaphelenchus xylophilus (pine wood nematode)
Lineage: Eukaryota; Metazoa; Nematoda; Chromadorea; Rhabditida; Aphelenchoididae
Source: the annotation of a GenBank genome assembly
AUGGUAUCGUCAAAGAAAGCUCAAUGUAAGUCGAAUUUUGCGGUCAUUUAUGCCAGUAUAUAUGAUGAUAAAGACUCAAACUUUCAGUAUUUUUCAAUAUCUAUUCUCAACGAAUGUACAUAAUCAUCUCGCUGAUGUUCGGGAUGUGCGUGAUGCAGUACAUGCGGGGCAGCUUAGGUGAGUUUGUCACCUGAACCUAGGGCCGGAAUUUGAGCACUGAUAAGAUAAAUUUGUUAUGGCAAAAAAUCCCUUUUACCACAGCCAUCGUACCCAAUUUUUUUGCGUUCAUUUUUUUAUUUUUAGGAAUGAGUCUAACAUGUAUGGUGAACAGCACCGCGGUCGCACUACAACACACACAAACAGACAAAGAGCCGAUUCAAAGGGGUCGCGAAAUCUUGAAUGAGUACACAAUGAAGUGUAAUGCUCUCAGAAGUGGGUACAGUAACAUGACUGGAAGUAACAGCAAGGCAUUGAAUGACUAUGGAGUAAGCUUCUUCCUCGCUGCAUUACGGAUCAUUCGUUCCGAUUUUUUUUAUGGUGUAGUUGACUUUUAGCUGUGCAAAUAUCCGACAAGUCUCCAGCAGACACCAUAAUUUUUUAGGGCCAAUCUGUCGGGAAAAUGAUGUGCAUUUGUCGCAAAAAGGCCUUGCAUUAUCGCAGUCAGAUCUCCAGCCGCGACUAGCUUUAGCAACGCGAUGAUAGGCGAUGCCAAGGAGGGAUGAAUCCACAUUAUUUUCCCGACAGGUGGAUAUAUAUAAGACGUCUAUUUUUUCGUAAAACUUUGUGCGUGUAAUCAGCUGGGCCUGUAGCAGUUUUGGAAAGUUUUAGCUGACGUUUUCCAGGCUCAAACCGUCAUCAGAUUGCAGGCCUCGGAGGUCUUGGUUAUCAGCGCUUUUUGCAAAGCGGUUGCUCGGAGUCUAGCGGGCUCUGUAGAAGAGCUAUGCCUCAAUAUCCAUCUGUCGGAAAAAUAAUGAGCACAAUGUCGUUGCGCCUGUGUAAAGCAAUUUUUUCGCGACAAAAUUCAUUUUCUUGGAAGAGAUGCGAAUUUUGAUUCAACGGUUGCUCAUUAUUUUCCCGACAGGGUGACAAAUCCCACGUCUUAUUUUUUAAACUUGACGAUCCCCUGCAGGUAUAUUAGAAAUUUCCUUUUAUUUUUUCAGGGAGACAUAAUCUGGUCCCGGCAUGAACAGAACCUUUUAUUAUCUUCCAUGAGUCUCGGCUCGAUCAUGACAAUGAUUCCGGCCGGCUACUUGGCGGACCGCUACUCACCAGUGACUCUGAUCAAAGUCGCAACUCUUACAUUUUCCAUCAUGAACGCCGUCUUUCCAUUCUUGGCCAUGUACUUGGACUUUUUCGCGGUUUUAAUGGCUAGAUUUGUUUCUGGAUUGGGAGAGGUGAGUGAUGACUUAUUUAUAUAGUAGGCGUUGCGUGGAAGUUAUACGGAUUUCUGAGAACAGAUUCUAUAUUUUUAGGGCUUUGUUUCGCCUUCAAUAUUCUCGUUGAUCAGUCGAUGGGUUCCGAAUCACGAGAAGAGUCAGGCCAUCGCUGUGUUUACCAUCGGAUCCCAGCUGGCUGGGGUCCUAUUUCCACCGGUAACGGCGAUGUUCUGCGCCUCCGUUCUGCGAUGGGCGGGGAAUUUUUAUUCGACUUGUAAGUGAUUUGUUGGUAAAUAAGAUUCGCUAAUUUUUUGCAAAGAAAAGAUGAAAAGGUACAUGGAAAAAAAUUUUAAAAUUUAGAGUUGAAAUUUCUACGACAUAAUAAAUUUUCUUAGAUUGCAGUAUGUAGAAAAAACCAAGAAGCCUAGGUAGCAACUUGACGAAUUUUAUGACAUAAAAGUCUGUCGGGGAAAUAAUGUGGAUUUUUCGCAGCAAAAUAUCUCGCCUCAUCGCAGUCGCGCACCAAAUCUCUUGGCUAGCCGUCGCAAAGCGAGGAUGGGCGAUUCUAAGGUGUGACUAAUCCACAUUAUUUUCCCGACAGAUUGACACAAGAGAGUAAAAGCGCUAGGCUAGCUUUGCAGAGGGUUUUCCCACACUUUUUUCUGCCUGUGGCCGUUUUACUUUCUCUUCCGUUGGCAAAGACCGUUGAAUAUCUCGGAUACCUCUACAGAUACUCUUAAAUUGCCUUGAGGCCCAUUUCUGAUCAUUUUCGGCCAUCUAUGCAAUUUGAAACACAUUUGAAAAAUCACCCCAACAACCUCCAAGAGACAGAAAAUCUCCCCUACAAACAUAAAUCCCUUAUUUUACCCUUUUUUUCUUUUUCAGCCAUCCUAAUGUUUGUUUGGCUGACCAUCUUUCAUUUUGUUGGAGUCGACUCCCCAUCCAAAUCAAAGGUUAUAUCCGAAAGUGAGCGGAUAUAUCUUGAGCAACACAUCCACACGCACAACAAAAAGCUGCACGGAAAGCGGCCUUCAAUUCCGUUCAAGGCGAUCUUCACAUCAAAACCGGUGCUGUCGGCCCUCUAUGUUCACUUUACAUUUGGUUUCUACUUUGCGAUGGUCUCGCUGUUCAUGCCCAUAUUCUUCAAAGAAGUGCUGUUUUUGAACAUGAAAGAGGUGAGUGUUACGAAUUUUUUGUUUUCUAAUUUAGAUCUCCAAGCUAUGUAUGCUGACGAGACGACGCCGUAUUUUAAAAACUACAGCUAAAUUUGCAAUUAUAAAAAGGCAGAAAUAUUACAUUAAAUCGGUUUUCAGAAUGGUCUGUACAGCGCUAUCCCUCCAUUCUUCCAAAUCAUCUCCAAAAUAUCAUGGGCCAUCUUUAUUGACCGAUUAAAACGGAAGAAGAUCAUUACUCACACCAUGGGCUGUCGGAUAUCACAUGCGAUUGGUAAGCCGCGUUUAGGGUAAAGCACCUAUAGUAUGCUUGUCGGAAAAAUAGUGAAAAAACAGUCUGUCGCAUUGAAAAUUGCAUCUUCGCUGAGAAAAUGAAUUGUGUCGCGGAAAGGUCAAAUUUUCUUUCACUUCAGCAACGCAAUCUUGGCACCGAUAUUGUGCUCAUUGUUUUCCCGACAGACUGUUAUUCGGCAAAUUCGUAUUUGUAGCGGAAGUUAGCUAUUCUAACGCUGGUGUGCCGAAAAAUUACCCCGCGAACCUUUGGAAGCGAUAUGCAGUUAGUUUUACAUAUGUAAAAGCGCAAAACCUGAGCCCGUUACUGCAGUACUACAGCAAUAGAGCCCGCAACAACUCAUUUAUUCAGAGUAUAUCAAGUUAUUAUAAUAUAAUAAAAUCUGAGUCCUAUAUUCUUUGUUGGCGUUCUAUUGUGCCUUCUUAAGUGGAGUUCUACCCAUGACUUAACUUUACCCCAAUUUCCAGGCUCCAUUUCCUGUGGACUAGCCUUCAUUCUUAUCGGCUACCUUUCGGACUGCUCAAAUCCAUUACUAACGAUUGGGUUAAUGACAACUAUGGCGUUUUGCAUGGGGACGAGUUCGAGUGGCGCGGUGACGGCGCUGGUGUCACUGGCUCCGAUCUACACCGGGUUUCUGACCUCCAUCUCGUCGACAAUUUUGAUUUUUGGCACUAUGAUGUUACCCUUGAUGGUAUCGGUUAUUAGAGUUCAUGUAAGUCAGGAAUAUGAUUGUAAUGGCUUCUGAAAUUGCAGUAGAAUAUUGCAGUAUGCCUGGCCAAAAUUUUGAAUAAAGAAAAAUAGAUUCUUUCUGCGAAUUUUGAAGACUUAUUUAUCAAAAUCUUGAAAAAUCAUCAAAAAUCUUAUUUCUUCUUUUCCAGGGUACCGUUGAAGAAUGGCGACUUGUUUUUUACAUAGUUGGGGCUUUCACUCUCUCCAGUGCAGCUGUGUUUACCUGCUUUGGAGAAGCCGAAAUCCAAUCGUGGGCCAGCGGAGGCGGAGCCAAGCUUCCCGUAACAAUAGAGCAAGCCGAAAUAAUGCCAAUCGAAGCCAAAAACCUCAUCCAACACGAGGAGAAAUCAAAGGAAACGGACGUGGAACAAAGCGAAUAG